Messenger RNA from Balaenoptera acutorostrata (minke whale), 1792 nucleotides. It is a transcript of the gene QNG1, whose product is annotated as Q-nucleotide N-glycosylase 1. Lineage: Eukaryota; Metazoa; Chordata; Mammalia; Artiodactyla; Balaenopteridae. Bases 186 to 1211 code for a protein of 341 amino acids. The record is from RefSeq and is a predicted model, not a curated record. The transcript has 4 exons.
GGCUGGGCCCAGUCGGUUUUGCUAGCCUCUCUGAGAGGGCGGGAGCCUUUUAGGGCAGCGAUCCCGCGGUGGGAAGGGAGGGGGAGUCGUAGGGGACCCUGACCCUUAACCCAGCUAGAGAGGGAAGAGAGUUUGGCCAGCCCGCGGGCGAAAGCGUCGGUUCCCUUUCCACAGGGGAGGGGCGGAUGGACGGGCUUCUGACUCCCAGGGAGUCCGCAAAAUUCAUUGCCGAGAACAGUCGAGAUGUAUUCAUUGACGGCGGAGGCGUGCGGAGAGUGGCCGAGCUUCUGCUGGCCAAGGCCGCGGGGCCGGAGCUGCGCGUGGGGGCCUGGAAGGCCUUUCACGAGCUGAACCCCAAGGCGGCCGACGAGGCCGCCGUUAACUGGGUGUUCGUGACAGACACGCUCAACUUCUCCUUUUGGUCGGAGAGUGACGAGCACAAAUGUCUGGUCGGGUACGGGGGGAAGACGUACAGUGGGUACUGGUCCCUGUGCGCCGCGGUCAACAGAGCCCUGGAUGAAGGGAUACCAAUGACUAGUGCUUCGUACUAUGCCACAGUGACCCUGGAUGAGGUUCGGCAUAUACUCCGUUCUGACACAGACGUCCCCAUGCCUUUGAUAGAAGAGAGGCAUCGGAUUCUCAAUGAAACCGGGAAAAUUCUGCUUGAGAAAUUUGAAGGCUCUUUUCUUAAUUGUGUCCGAAAAAGUGAUAAAAGUGCUCAGAAGUUAUUGCACCUAGUAGUUGAAAGCUUUCCUUCUUAUAGAGAUGUGACUCAGUUUGAGGGGAAAAGAAUUUCUUUUUACAAACGGGCCCAAAUCCUUGUGGCAGAUACGUGGAGUGUAUUAGAGGGAAAAGGAGACGGCUGCUUUAAGGACAUCUCCAGAAUCACCAUGUUUGCUGACUAUAGAUUACCUCAGGUUCUUGUUUACCUGGGAGCCCUGAAAUACUCUGACGAACUACUGGAGAAGCUUCUCAAAGGAGAAAUGCUUUUGUAUGGGAAUAGGCAAGAGGUGGAAAUCAGAGGGUGUUCACUUUGGUGUGUUGAGCUGAUCCGGGAUUGUCUUCUGGAGCUUACUGAAAAAAAGGGUGAAAAAACUAGUGGAGAGAUCAAUUCCAUUCUUCUGGAUUAUUUCUUAUGGGACUAUGCCCGUGAUCACAGGGAAGAUAUGAAAGGAAUUCCAUUUCAUCACACACGUUGCAUAUAUUAUUGACCCACAAUGUAAACUGAUCCUAAGAAAACUUGCAUUUUUAUAUCACAUAAUUAUUUGUAUAAUUUUUCUUUGUUAUUAGAGACGGUGGUAGAGGUUACAGCAACAAGAAAAUUGAUUACCCAGGCUCUCUUAAAAUAUUUUCCUGACAUAUCACUCUGUAUUGCCAACUUUUUCCUUUGUUUGCUUAUUUAGUUUUGACUGUAUUUUCCUUUUCUAUGGAUACAUGACAGAAAUAGUAAAGGAAAUUUAAUGCUUUCUUUAAAUCUCAGAUUUCUUAAAAUUAAUCAUGCCUUAUAAUGUGAUUGACCUUUGGUAAUAAUAUUUCAUCCAUUCAAUUGGUAUCUUUUUUCAAGGUGUUGUAAUUUUCUAUAUACCUUAAUCAUUUGAUAUAAGAGAGAGAGAAAGCAGGGUCUUUGCUGUAUGAAUGCUGCUGCUCUUGUAGAAAUCAAUCUUGACAGAUUUUUUAAAACUUCUUAUUGAUAAACAUAAUGAUUUUCAAUUUAGGAUAUCUGUACAGUUUUUUUUUUUUUCUUCAGAGUAACUACAUUAGAAUUUAUUGAAUAAAGGUUUUUUAAACUUCU